UGCACGUGAAAGUGACACAGUGGUGAAUGUUUAUAAAGCAUGAUAAAAUUUUACUAUCUCUUAAAUUUUCGUGAAUUUCGAAGGACGUGUGGAAGUUAAUUCAAUUUGUUCUUUUAUUUUGAAAUGGAUCUCUCAAAUAAAAAUUCGUUGCCGCAGAAAAACUUUUGCGAGUUCUGCUCCAAUAUCGGAACAAGCAGGUGUGGACGCUGUCAUUCUGUUUGUUAUUGUAGUAGACAACAUCAACUUUUGCAUUGGCCAAUUCAUAAGAAAAAUUGUAAGACUCUUUCUACGAAUGUGUCUCAAGUUCCUACGGUAUCUAACCCACCUUGUAGUUCUGAAGCAAUGAUCGAUAACUAUCAACAAUAUGGGAAUUGGUGCCAAAAUAACACUUCACGAGAGAGAAUCCAAAAUUUGAGGAGCGUAACAACCCCACCUAAUGAAUUCAGUUUACCGAGCUCUUCUGUUAGUCAAGAGAAGCCCAUUGAAUAUUCAAUGCCUAAUGAAGAUGAAAUAUUUUCAUCUCUAAAUAGUGAGUUUUUAAGUUCAGACAACAAUUUUUGGGACGUAAUAAACACUUGUAAUGCCCAGAGCCUAUUUGACAGUCACUUGUAUCUAGAAAAGGAUGAAACUAUUGAUAAACUACCAGGUUCAAAUUCUCAAGCAACGCAAUCCUGUUCCCAAAUUCAAAACAAUCCAUCAGACUCUGGGAAAAUUGAGUAUUCAAUGCAAUGUGUGCCAUUGAACGAUAUUUGCACAAAUAUUGUUCAUGACUUAAAUAAGUACGGAAUUUGUGUUUUGGACAAAUUUAUUGGUAAUAAAAGCGGUAGCAUGAUUUUGGAGGAAGUUAAAAAUUUGUACAUGCGAGGAAUAUUUCAAAAAGGAGAGAUAGUCAAUCCGUAUCCGUACACUUCAAAAGAAAGUGUACGAAAUGAUGUCACAACUUGGGUUAAUGGUACGGAACCAGGAUGUAGAGCUAUUGGGAAUUUGAUAAGAAAGUUGGAUGUAGUAGUAACAACUUGUAACAAGAUGGAAAAGAAUGGAAUUUUGUCUAGGUAUAAACUUCAUAGAAGGACAAAGGCAAUGGUUGCAUGCUACCCAGGUGAUGGAACCUACUAUAAAAAGCAUAUAGACAAUCCUCAUGAAGACGGAAGGUGUAUAACUUGUAUUUAUUACCUCAAUAAAAAUUGGAAUACCAAGGAGCAUGGAGGAUUAUUAAGAAUGUUUCCUCCUGCCCAUAGUUCGGUAACAGCCGACAUUGAGCCAAUUUUCGAUCGGAUGCUGUUCUUCUGGUCUGAUAAAAGAAAUCCACAUGAGGUUCUUCCAUCAUAUUCUACUAGAUUUGCUAUCACUGUAUGGUAUUUUGAUGCUGAUGAAAGAGAUCGAGCUUUGAAGAAAUCAAAGAAACAACAGUUCAUGUGAUGAUAGAUCUGUCAAGACUACUUGAUUUUAUGCAUUUUAUUUAUUGAGUUGCUUUAAUUUAUAUUCCUUUUAUAUUACCUUUUAAUCUGAAGGUCACUUUUUUAAAGUUUUUGUAUUUGUAAAGCUGUGUAUAAAAUUGAAUGUAUAUAUACUUAUGUAUUUUAAUGCUC
Molecule: messenger RNA, 1589 nt
Organism: Uloborus diversus
Lineage: Eukaryota; Metazoa; Arthropoda; Arachnida; Araneae; Uloboridae
Product: egl nine homolog 1-like
Exons: 4
Coding region: 124-1419 (431 amino acids)
Biological process (GO): peptidyl-proline hydroxylation to 4-hydroxy-L-proline; cellular response to hypoxia
Cellular component (GO): cytoplasm; nucleus
Molecular function (GO): ferrous iron binding; L-ascorbic acid binding; peptidyl-proline 4-dioxygenase activity
Source: RefSeq, a predicted model, not a curated record